Drosophila arizonae is the source of this 560-nucleotide messenger RNA. RefSeq lists its product as uncharacterized. The record is from RefSeq and is a predicted model, not a curated record. NCBI's taxonomy places the organism in Eukaryota, Metazoa, Arthropoda, Insecta, Diptera, Drosophilidae.
UUUGUCAACGUUUAUACAACUAAAAAUUAUUCUUUUGAUAUUUUUACAAUGUCCCAAAUUCUAUCUUUAUUUGGCUAUGAUACGUUUAACCUGGAGGUCAAUAUAUACGCCAUGGCCGAGGACGUAUAUGACAUAACAGACUUGAUGAAAAGUGCCGAGACCCUAAAGAGAUUGGUAUUGAAUCCGUGGGAAAUGAUAAUGCACAUUUGGGCUGCCUUUCUAUCCAUAGCCGUAGUCGUUUUCUUGGUAGGCCUGGUUAUGAAUGAGAAAGCGAAAUGGCGAAAUCAGAGCAGAAAAAAAGAGGAUGCCCAGCUCGGGGCAGACCCUGUGCCCGUGCACACAGAAGACGUUGUAAAGGAACAGAAAAACGAUCGUCAAUCGGAGGAGGAUGAGAAGACAAUUCAUCCCGAUGCAGAUCCAGAUCCAGUCAAGCCAGACAGCUAAUCAGUGUAGAUCUCUGGUCGAGGCCGUAGUUGGUAAACAUUUUCUUAUUAUUUUAAGUAUUCCCAGUCAGAGUGAAUGAAUAAAGACCAGACUUCAGUGUUAUAGCUUGAUAUUAU